AGUGAAAAAUCUAAAUUCCACUAAAUAAUCAUCCAGUGAAAGAAUUGUGAUAAAUUUGUGUACCUUGGAUUAUAGCGAUUUAGUAAAGGUGUGAAAAUGAUGCGACCACAGCCAAUAUUGCAGCAAAUGCGUAGAGCCCAUUCGGCCGCAUGGAAGAAAAAUCCUGAGCUGGACAAGAUAAUCCGUGUGGACCACGCGGGCGAGUUGGGCGCGGACCGCAUCUACGCGGGGCAGAUGGCGGUGCUGGGCCGCACAGCGGAGGGCCCGCUCAUACAGCACAUGUGGGAGCAGGAGAAGAAGCACCGCGAGAAGUUCGAGGAGCUCAUCUGCAAGUAUCGCGUGCGGCCCACCGUCAUGACGCCCCUCUGGAACGUCGCCGGAUUCGCGCUGGGAGCUGGCACGGCCCUGCUGGGCAAAGAGGCCGCAAUGGCGUGCACAGUGGCUGUAGAGACGGUCAUAGUUGACCACUACAACGACCAGCUGCGCACCUUGAUGGCCGACCCUCACGUCGACAAGGACAUCCUGGAGACCAUCACCAGGUUCCGGGAUGAGGAGCAGGAGCACCACGACACGGGAAUUGACCACGGCGCAGAACAAGCACCGUUCUACAAGGCACUUACAGAAGUGAUUAAGGCGGGUUGCAAAGUUGCUAUCGCUAUAUCUAAAACUGUAUAAGUGAAUAAUAAGUGAUAAUAGCAAUACAAAAAGACUAAAGAUUUUUUCACACGUGCCUUUUGCAGCAUUCCUGAGUGUAGUUUUAAAUAACUGCUUAAUCAGGAAAAAUAUUUUCAAUUUCCUAAUUUCAUUUUUAUCUACCUGUAAUUGACCAAUUUUGGUCAAACUACAAAGUUUUGUCGACAGUAGGAUUGGGUUGAGGUUGUUAAGGUUUAAGCAGAAACCGAAUUUUUAUUUUUGAAUUGGAUUUAGGUAAUUCUAAGACAUACAAACAUUAAAUUUAGAUAACGAUGUCUGUUAAUAAUACGCAUUUGUUUAGAAAUUAGUGGUAAUAAAAUUGAAUAUUGAUACA
This is a messenger RNA of Papilio xuthus (Asian swallowtail), 1027 nucleotides long. The record is from RefSeq and is a predicted model, not a curated record. Lineage: Eukaryota; Metazoa; Arthropoda; Insecta; Lepidoptera; Papilionidae.